UAUAUACUCCUUUUGUGUAGCUUAGGCGUUCGCCACGACGUGUAACAAACUGCAAAUGAACUCGCGAGGGUGUAGAGCGUCUGCGAGGGAGACACGUUGACAAAGCCAAAAUGGAGUUUGUGGAGAGCAUGUCGCGGAGCAGCGCGGGGUUGGGAAAGUCGGCCCGGCUGCGCGUGACGCUCAUCUCGGAGCGCUCCAACUGGGUCAGCGCCGGACCCCCGCUGUCCGGGCAGCUGCUACAGCUGGACACCGUGCCUGUGGUGCUACAGCUGCGGGUGCUGGAUGGAGCGGGCAUGCCCUCCAAGCAGCCGCACCACACACACUACGUGGCGUGGACCGGCGGCGUGCUCCACGGCCCGGCGGCAGGUGGCGGCGGCGGCGGAGCCGGCUGGGGUGGUGGCGGCGGCGGCGGCGGCGCGCUGGGCGUGCCCUCCGCCCUGGCCUCGGCCCUUGGACUGCUGCCCGACAUGCAGGUGCAGGCGGCGCCGGUGCUGGGCGUGCCUCCUGCUGCCGCCGUUGAGCUGGAGCCUGUGGCCGCCAGCGACUGGGAGGUGCUGGAGGCCAACGCAGGAUGGCUGGAGGAGGCGCUGCUGGGGCAGGUGGGCGUGCUGGCGCCGGGGCAGCUGCUGACGGUGUGGGCGCGGGCCGGCGCCACGGUGCGGCUGCGCACGCUGUCCGUGGAGCCGCCGGGUGCGGUGGCGGUGCGGCUGGUGCCAGGCACGGAGCUGAGGGUGGCGCCCAAGCCGCGGGGCAUGGGGCUGCCGCUGGGGCUGCCGGCGGCGGCGGCGGCGGUGGUGGGAGGAGGAGUGGCGGCGGGAGGAGCGGCGGCGGGGGGAGGAGGGGCGGCGGCGGGAGGUACUGGGAGAGGCGUGGGAGGAGCAGCGGGAAGAGGGGGAGGAGGUACAGGGGGAGGGGGCUGGGGCGGGCCUCGGCCGGCGGCCGGCGGCGGGCAGGGGUCGGUGGCGCUAGGCGGCGGCGGGCCUGUGGUGGUGCCGCUUGCGAACGGCUGGGCUGGCAAUGGCAGCAGCGGCGGCACUGGUGGAGGAGGAGCAGGGAUGCCGCCGCCGCCGCCGGCUGUGGGAGGCUUGCAGGCGCGGCCGGCCUGGGCGGGGGCGGUGGUGAAGACGCCGAGCGGCCGCUGGACGGGGGAACACACAGCGCCCAACGGCACCGUGGCCGCAGCUGUGGCGGCGGCGGCCGCAGUGCCUGGCGCGGGGGCAGGGGCGGGGGCGGGGACAGCGGCCCAAGGGACGUCGGGUCCUACAGGUGCCGUGUCGGCGACUGCUGGCGGUGGCGGUGGCGGUGGCGGUGGCGGUGGCGGUGGCGGUGGCGGUGGCGGUGGCGGUGGCGGUGGCGGUGGCGGUGGCGGCGGCGCCGGCGUGGGGGGAGCAUCCGCGAUAGGUCAGGACACCCGACCCGCGCCGCCGCCUGGCGCCGGCUCGGCUGGGCCGCAACCGCCCAGCCCCCCUGAACCGCAGUCGCCCAGCCCCUCUGGGCCGCAGGACAGGCCGCAGCCCGGCGCGGCAGUAGCUGGUGCCCAUGCAACAGCUGCAGAAGGGGGAGCCCGGCAGGCGGGCGGCGUUGCUACUGCCGGGCAGGCGCCGGCGGCAGCAGCGGCAGUAGCGGCAGUAGCAGCACCGCAGCCGCUGCGACUGCGGGUGCUGGACCUGCCGCCGUCUCGGUACCUGGUGCCUGUGUCGCUGUCGCCGGCAGUAGCAGCAUCCGGAGGAGGUGGCAGUAGCACAAUCCCAGCCGCCACCGGUGAGAUAUCCGGCGGUGUACGGACCUGGCUGACGCUGGCUGCUGCGGUGGCGCCAGCUACAGCUCGCGCGCUGCUCGGCGGUGGCCCGUUCCCGUCACCACCUGCUACUGCCACUGCGGCAGAGCCGCAGGCGGAGCCGGAGGCAUCUGUGAGGUCAGCGGCAGCGGCGGCAGUAGCACCGGCGGCGGCGCUGGUACGGCUACACGGCUGCGGCGCCGUACGCGACCUGUUGGCGGUGUUGGUGCCCGACCCGGACUGCCCGCCCGACCACGUGAUGCUGGCGCCGCCGCUGCAGCACGUGCUGGGCGUGCUGCCGCACAUGCACGUGACACUGGCGGCGGCGGCGUCAGGCGGCGGCGGUGGCGGCGGUACGGCGGCGGCGGCGGUGGCUACGGAGGCGGCGCUGGCGGCGCUGCCGAGCGUCGCGCUGCACCCGCUGCCGGUACCACCGCUGCGCUUUGCAUCUACGUCGGCGGCCGCCGCCGCCGCUGCGGCGGCAACGGCUGCCGCCGUGGCGGCGGCAGCCGCCGCAGCGUUGGGCGGCCGGGGAGCGGCAGCGGCUGUGCCGCCGCCACCAGCGGCGCCUAUGGCGCCGGAAGAGCGGCACUAUGAGUCCGCAGUGGCGGCGGCGGCGGGGGCGGUGCUGCCCUCAGAUGAGGAGCUGCUGCCACUGCCGCAGUCGCUGCCGCUGGCUCUGAGUCAGGCCGUACAGCAGUGGAUGGCGGCGCAUCUAGAGGGGAUGCGAAGGGCGGUGUUGUACGGCAGCCGUGUCGACCGGUGUCAGGGCAGUUACGGCAGUACGACAGUCGAGGCCAGCGGCGCAGGCAGCGGCGGCGGCGGCGGCGCCGGUGGCGGCAUGUGUGGUGACGGCGGCGUGGAGUCGGCGGCAGGGGAGGCGGCAGCGCUGGAUGCCGGUGCCGCUAGGGGUGGUGGUGAGGGCGAGGGUGGCGACGUGGCAGCUGCGGCGGCGGCCCUGGUGCUGCCACUGGCGUCGGGGCUGGUUGUGCACUUCCAGAUACCACCAGGCGGCGGCGGCGGCGGCGGCGUUGCCGGGGGUGGGGGCGGCAGUAGCUCCCUUGAGGCUCAGGGCGCGAGUGCAGGCGCGGGCGCCGUGCGUGCGGCAGCGCUGCCCCCUCCUCCUCCUCCUUGCGGAGACUACUGCCUGAUAGCGCACGUGGUGCCGCGCCGCACCGGCCCGCACACACACACGCACACGCCGCCGCCGCUGGUGACGCCCGCGCUGCUGGAGGCCCUCGCGGCCGCCACCCGCACAGCAGCCGCGCGGAGCGCCGCAGCCGCCGGCACGGCGGCGGCGCAGCCGCAGCUGCUACUGCCGCUGCCUGUGAAGCUGGGCCAGGCUGUAGCUCUGCCGGAUGUGUCGUACCCGGCGGCCAAGCCGGCGGCGGCGGCGCUGGUGCCGCGGCCGCUGCCGCCGCCACCCGUGCCCGGCUUGCUCGCCGCGUUCACCCCUACCGCCGCGGCCGCCACAGCGGCCACCCCCAGCCAACUGGCGGAGCCCACACCAACACAGCUACAACAAAUGGAUCCGGAUCCCAGCUCCCUGGGUUUAAACCUGGAUCUUGAUUUGGAUCUGAGCCACAUCAGCUGGCUAGGGGACCAGCUGCAGUCCUGCCUCCUGCGGCUGCUGCCGGCGCUGCAGCCGCCACUGGCGGAGGCGGUGGCGAGGACGGGGUUGCCGCGGUGCGGCGGUGUGCUGGUGACGGGGCCGCCGGGCAGCGGUCGCUCGCAGCUGCUGGCGGCGCUGGGCGAGCUGUCGGAGCGGCUGCCGCGCGGCCCCGCACACGUGCUGAUGGUGCGGUGCGGCCAGCUGGCAGGCGCCUCCCACGGCGCCGCCACGACCGCUCUGGCCGCCGUCGCCGCCGAGGCUCUGGCUCUGUCGCCCUGCCUGCUGCUGCUAGAUGACCUGGACAGGCUGUGCCCCAGCGCCGCGGAGGGGCCGGAGUACGGCAUGCAGCACCCUGACGGCGCCGCCGCCGCCGCCCGCCUCGCCAACUGGCUGGCGGCGCUGUUGGACGAGCUGGCGGCGGCGCCGCUGGCGGCAGUCAAUGCGGCGGCGGAGGGGCUCGGCGGCGGCGGCGCGGUGGCGGCGGCGCUAGCGGCGGCGGCGCCGCGGCCAGUGCCGGCGGUGGCGGUGGCGGCGACGGCGCGCGACGCGGCGGCUGUGCAUACGGCUCUGCGGCGAGUGGGGCGGCUGGACUUUGAGGUGCGGCUGCCGGCGCCCGGGUCUGCCGGCCGCGCCGCCAUGCUGGCUGCGGCGGCGCGCAGCAGCGGCGUGUGUGUGGACGCAGGGGAGCUUGCGGCGGUGGCGGGGGCCGCGGAGGGCUUCGAGGGGGUUGACCUGAGGCGGCUGCUGGACAGGGCUGUGCUUCAGGCGCUGCGGCGCCAGCUCACGGCAGGACCCGCCUCUGCAGCGGACAGCAACGGCCGCGCCCAACCACUGCAGCAGCAGCAGCAGCAGCACCAGCACCAGCACCAGCACCAGCACCAGCACCAGCACCAGAGCCAGCAGCAGUCGGCAAGGGAGCACCCCGGCACGGCGCUCACCGCUGCCAGCCCCACCCAGUCCGCCUCUGCCUUGAAAGCCUCAGGCGCCGCCGCUGUUCCUGCUGCUGCUACUGCUGCUGCUCCUCCUGCUGCUCCUCCUGCUACAGCCGCGAGCUCGAGUCUCCCGGGCCUACAAGUGACUCCAGCCGACUUGAGGGCCGCCAUGACGGACUUUGUGCCGGCGGCGUUCUGGGGCGUGCAGCAGGCGGCGGCGGCGGGCGGCAGGGCGGAGGGCUGGGAGGACGUGGGCGGCCUGCGGGACGUUGUGUCCAGUCUGCGGGAGGCGCUGACGCUGCCCAUCCGGCACCGCGCGCUGGUGGCGGCGGCGCCGCUGCGGCUGCGCACGGGCGCACUGCUGUACGGCCCGCCGGGCUGCGGCAAGACGCACGUGGUGGCGGCGGCGGUGGCGGCGGUGUCCAAGAUUGCGCCCGUGCGCUUCCUUACUGUCAAGGGUCCGGAGCUGCUCAACAAGUACAUCGGUGCCAGCGAGGCGGCCGUGCGCGACCUGUUCGCGCGGGCCGCCGCCGCCGCCCCCGCGGUGCUGUUCUUUGACGAGUUCGACGCCAUUGCGCCGCCGCGUGGGCACGACUCCACCGGCGUCACGGACCGCGUGGUCAACCAGCUGCUGACCGAGCUGGACGGCGUGGAGGGGCUGCGUGGCGUCAUCGUGUUGGCCGCCACCUCCCGACCCGACCUCAUCGACGCCGCGCUGCUGCGGCCGGGGCGGCUGGACCGGCUGCUGUUCUGCGGGCCGCCGCAGGGGCCGGCCGAGCGGCUGGAGAUCCUGCGAGCGCUCAGUCGGCGGCUGAAUCUGGAUCCAGACGUGGAUCUGCGUCAGGUGGCGGAGGCGGGCGAGGGAAUGACAGGCGCCGACCUCGGCGCGAUCCUGUCUGAGGCGCAGCUUCACGCCGUCAACGAGAGCGUGGAGGCAGCCACUGCUACUGCUGCGGCUGCUGGCGCCGGCGGUGGUGCUACUGCCAGUGCGGCUACUGCCGGGGCAGCUUCUGCCGGCGCUGCGGCGGCUGGCGGCUCCUCCAGCUCAUCAGGGCGCACUGCUGCUGAUGCUGAUGCUGAUGCUGAUGCUGCUACUGCUGCUGCCGGCGGCGCCGCCGCAGGCGCCAUGGCAGCGGCCUCACCAACACCUCCACCUGCGACGUCAGCGGCCCCAUCCCGACAAGCCGCAGCACCCGCAGCACUCGCAGCAGCCGAACUGGCACCGGCGCAGGCGGGUGGCCCCGCCAUCUGCAUGCGCCACCUGUGGCGGGCGCUGGCCACCGCGCGGCCCUCGCUGCCCGCCUCCGAGGCCGCCCGCCUCCGGGCGCUGUACGCGCGCUUCCAGGCGGACCGCGCCGCGCCGGGCGGCCGGCCGCCCAGUGAGGCAGACCCCAGCCGCAGCGGCACACGUGCCACUCUGGCGUAGGGUUGGGACUUGGGAAAGGGUUUGGACUUGGGAAUGGGAGAGUGUGGGUUGUUAUAGCAUGGCGUGGUGUGGGGAUGGCAAGGGGUGGGAAGGGGGGAAUUCAUGUUGGCGUACGAACUUAGCAUGGGCGGCGGCUGCGAGUGAAUGGGGUAGUGAGCGUGCUGGGGCGACGGAUGAGGACAGACAGGAAUUGGCAGGUAUUCCCGUGGUCUUACGUGGUUGCCGGAGCUAUCGGCUGGAAGUAUGGAUGCGGUGCGGUGCUUUGAUGUGGUAGUGUGCCAACUGGUCAAUGCGUCUGCGAUGGUCACUUGGGAGCAGAGCGUCAUGGCGCGCUCGCGGGCAGGGCAUUACGGCGCGCUCAUUUCUGCCAAGGCUGCUGCAGCCCGCACGCCUAGCCAAUAAGCCAAUUGAAUGACGCUGGUGCUACGGCGGCAGUACUUACUACCAGGCGCUACACCCCCUGUAGCAGGGUGCCGUAAACAGGGUAGUACAAAGGUGUUCAGGCCUCAGCUUUUGUGCCGUUGUGCAUCUGUGAGCUGCAAGCAGCGGCGUUGAUGACCGUGUUCAUGGCGCCCCACUGACCCGCCAGAUCCAGCUGGACCCCAGCCAGACCCUAGCCCCACUUGACUCUGAAGCUGAACCUGAACCUGAGUCUGCCGAAACGCCA
Messenger RNA from Chlamydomonas reinhardtii, 6414 nucleotides. RefSeq lists its product as uncharacterized. The record is from RefSeq and is a predicted model, not a curated record. Gene Ontology annotation, molecular function: ATP hydrolysis activity; ATP binding. Gene Ontology annotation, biological process: protein import into peroxisome matrix. Bases 111 to 5747 code for a protein of 1878 amino acids. NCBI's taxonomy places the organism in Eukaryota, Viridiplantae, Chlorophyta, Chlorophyceae, Chlamydomonadales, Chlamydomonadaceae. The transcript is spliced from 15 exons. Gene Ontology annotation, cellular component: cytosol; peroxisome; peroxisomal membrane.